Monopterus albus (swamp eel) is the source of this 3251-nucleotide messenger RNA. Its product is annotated as nucleus accumbens-associated protein 2-like. The transcript has 8 exons. Gene Ontology annotation, molecular function: DNA-binding transcription factor activity, RNA polymerase II-specific; protein binding; RNA polymerase II cis-regulatory region sequence-specific DNA binding. Gene Ontology annotation, biological process: regulation of transcription by RNA polymerase II. NCBI's taxonomy places the organism in Eukaryota, Metazoa, Chordata, Actinopteri, Synbranchiformes, Synbranchidae. The record is from RefSeq and is a predicted model, not a curated record. The coding region runs from base 595 to 2562 and encodes 655 amino acids.
UAGCCGCAUUAGCUCCCUCGCUGUCCUCAAAUGACUCCUCCUCCUCCUCCUCCUCUUCCUCGGCUGUCUGCUGUGUCUCUGUCUCCCCCUCCCCCUCCUCACCCCCCUCUUGUGACACACCAGACGAUGCGUUGACUGAGCGGAGGAGAAGAAGAAGAAAACCUCUCCCAGCCAGCGUCCUGCCUGCUGCAUGGAGGAGAAGCCAAGGAGGAAGAGGAGCAGAGAGGAGGUGAACCAGAAGCUGUGACACUGCUGAGAACCUCUGUUCCUCUCCACGUUCUAGCUGUUUCCCUGUGCAGAGUUGACCCUAAUUGUGAUGAUCUACAGCCUUCUCCCUAUUGCGCUCUGACUCCUCGCACCUGACCACCUCCUCCCCCCUCUGCCCUGACCUCUGACCUCACUACCUCUUCCACAGCAGCGUUAUGGAUCUGAAACAUUUUGGAGGAGAUAUCUGCAGAAUGCCUGACACUUAAACACUCACCUCUUCCUCUGUCAGUCUAACUCUGGCUGGUCAGCACCACCUCCUCUCUGCCGGCUAGUCCAAACCCUCAGUUACUUCCUGCCCUGUCUUCCUCUGCGCCUCCAGCCUCCACCAUGUCGGAGGGGCUGCUGCAGGUGGAGAUCCCGGACUUUGGCAGCAGUGUGUUGGGCAGCUUGAACGAGCAGCGGCUGCUCGGUCACUACUGCGAUGUCUCCAUCCUUGUGCAGGGUCAGGCCUUCAAGGCCCACCGGGCCGUCCUUGCUGCCUCUUCCCUCUACUUCAGAGACCUGUUCAGCUCUGCGGCUGACUCCUCCUCAUCCUCUUCCUCGUCCACCUCCUCCUCCUCCCAGGCUGUGUUUGAGCUGCCAUCGUCUGUGACGCCAACAUGUUUCCAGCAGAUUCUGUCAUUCUGCUACACAGGACGCCUCAGCAUGGCUGCCAGUGAGCAGCUGGUACUCAUGUACACCGCUGGGUACCUUCAGAUCCAGAACAUCGUGGAGCGAGGCAUGGAGCUGAUGAUGAUGAAGGCCUCCUCCUCCUCCUCACCUCUCUGCUGUGACUCACAGACAACUUCAGCAGACGAGCUUGGGGGUUUUGAUGCCGUGAUGGUCCAGCAGCAGCAGCAAGGCGCCCCCCAGCUACAGGAGGCUAGUCCGGACCAGCCGACUCUGAGCCCCGAGGAGCUGCUGCUAGCUGUUAGCAGGAUCAAACAGGAGAGGGCCGACACGCCUCCCGCUGAGGAGAAUGGAGGAGCAGCAGCAGGAGAAGGAGGAGGAGAGGAGCCCAGAGUGGAUGUUGCCGGAGACCUCCAGACCUCCAGGAGCAGUGCUCUGUGCUACCUGGGUGCAGGUGGAGGUUUGGUUCCAGGGCUGCAGUCCUACCUGCUGGGAGGUGGGGGGCGUUCCAGUCCAGGUGGAUCCAGCCUCCCUACGGACUCUCCUCCAUCUCACCCCCCCACUGAGGAAGAGCUGGAGGAGGAUUACUACAGCAGUGCUGUCCACCCUGGACUCUACCAGCACAUCUACGGACAUCCUGGAAGCCACUACAGUAAGCUGCAUCAUGUCCAAGAGAAGAUGGAGAUGUUGCCCCUCCCACUGACUAAUGAACGUCGGCCCUGUGUUCUGGUUGGUCGAGACAACAUGGCUUUACCUGCCAGUCUGAUCAGUCAGAUCGGGUACCGCUGCCACCCGUCGCUCUACACUGAGGGUGACCCGGGGGAGAAGGUGGAGCUAGUGGCAGGUUCAGGUGUGUUCAUGACACGAGGCCAGCUGAUGAACUGUCACCUGUGUGCCGGAGUAAAACACAAGGUGCUGCUCAGAAGACUGCUGGCUACGUUCUUCGACAGAAACACUCUGGCCAAUAGCUGUGGGACAGGGAUCCGCUCCUCCACCAAUGAUCCAAGCCGAAAGCCUUUGGACAACCGGGUGCUAAACACUGUCAAACUCUACUGUCAGAACUUUGCUCCUAACUUUAAGGAGAGUGAGAUGAACGUGAUCGCUGCUGACAUGUGCACCAACGCUCGCAGAGUCCGGAAACGUUGGCUCCCAAAGAUCCAGUCGCUUCUCCCUGAUGGUCUCCCUGCCUCCACGACCUCCCACCCCCGCAAGGCUAAGAGGGGAGGAGGAACCGGAGGAGGAGGAGGCCAGGGAGGAGAGGCAGCUGUGCAGCCCAGUGGCAGCCCCUUUGAGCUGGACCUGCGGCAGCUCAGUGCCUCCUACCUCGGCCUGGAGGCUUCGCUGUAUACAGAGAGGCGAGAGAGGGAGGCUGCGGGGGGAAGGGAGCGGGAGGAGGCGGCGCAGGCCGCCCUCCUGCCUCACCUGCAGUUUGCCGGGCCUCGUGGAGGAGGAGGAGGAGGAGGAGGCAGGGGGCAGUUGGAGGAGGGGCUGAUGGGAGGCGAGGCUGAUGAGGGAGGUAGGCUACAGACUGAACAACCCCAAGAUCUCCCCCUUUCCCUGUCCUCCUCCUCCUCUUCCUCUUCCUCCUCACACCCCUCCCCUCAGCCUGCAGAGCCCGCCCCUCCUCAUCGGGGAUUGGCUGACAGAGAAGAAAGGGGGGCGGAGCCUCUGGAAGACAGCCAAUAAGCUUUUUAUUGCAUCUGCCUACCUGUAUGUAAAUAACACAAUAGCUACCUGUCCCCCACCUGUCUGUCCUCCUGUCUACCUGUCUGUUGACUUGUCUCUACCUGUCUGUCCCCCACCUGACUGUUGAUUUGUCUCUACCUGUCUGUCUGUCCCCCACCUGUCUGUCCUCCUGUCUACCUGUCUGUUGACCUGUCUCUACCUGUCUGUCCUACUGUCUACCUGUCUGUCUGUCCCCCACCUGUCUUUUUCCCUACCUCACUAUUUGUCCACCUGCCUACCUCUUUGCCCCCAGUCUGUCGACUCCCGUAACUGUCUGUCUACCUACCCGUCUUCCUGUCUACCUGUCUGUCUGCUCGGCUCUGCUGCAUGUUAACAGCCUCUUGCAGUCCAGCACACAGGCCCAUAGCAACAGGACUGAUGAUGAUGAUGAUGAUAUUAAUAUUCACUCUGAUAAUGACAAUAAAGGUUCUUGAUAAUCAGAUCACAGCUGUUUCUGUUUGAUCUGAACUCAAACAAAAAACUUUAUCCAUCUCAUCAAAUCCACGAUCACGGGCAGGUUAUAGGUCUCCUCCCUCCUACAUGAGACCCCCAGACAGACGCAGUCACAUCAUUUCUAAUCAUUGUGUGUCUCUUUGUGGUCUCUUUGGUCGUUGUAUUGUCAUUUUUUUCCUCUUUGUUUUAAUUUUGUG